GUCUACUGUAAAAUAAUGGAUUAACAUGAUUCCAUAGCUAAUCACGUAACGGUUAAUGCAUUGUUGAUUAUGCAGAUUAUGCUUGUGAACGUGAUAACAUGACAGGUUAUCAAACGAGUGAUAAAAUUAUUGAACAAUAUCAUUGAAUUCUAUGAACUCAUAUUAAUGAACAACAAACAUAUUGUAUUCUGUGGUUUAAAAUGGAUUGUUUAAUUAUUACUUAUCCAUUAUAUUAUUUUAAUCAGUUAAAUAAACACCAAUUUUUAAAUAAGUAAAAAUGACCAUUUUUCUAAAAAGUUUGUUUAUACCUAUUAUUAUUACUUAUCAAUACUCAUUGAGGAUUUGUUGUUUGUAAUAGUGUUCUGUAUCGUGUUGUUUUAAUGUUACCUACAUUAUUUUAGUCGAAUUUUAUUCGUACUGUAAAAUUAAUAAAAUUAUUUAGAAUUGGAUUUGAUUUUAAAAUAAGUGAAAUUCUAAUUUAACUCAAAUAAUAUAAUCUUUACGACCAAUGGAAAUGGCUAAACUUCAAAUACACGAAGAAUCUAGAACUUUAUAUUUGGCCCGAGCUCUGUACGAUGCUGUUGAUGAUUGUAAUAUUCAGUAAGUAAAAAUUAUCAAUAUUUAUUUGAAUAAUGUUUUUGGUUAUUUUCACUUAGAAACUUUAGUUACUGAAUUUGAUUUGUAUUUCUAGUAAGACCUUUUGAAUACUUGACCUGAAAUAUUAAGUUUUGAAUGUACUAUAAUUAUGGUGACCAGAUGUACUCUUUUUCAUAGGACAGUACUUUUUUUUUUGUAGAUUUUCCUAUGUCCUUAAUAAUGGUGUUAAGUACAUGCAAUUGUACUCCUUUUUUUUGAAAAUAUUAAUACAUGUUUAUAUAAUUUCGUAUAGUUUGAUUAUUCAUUAAUAUUUUAUGGUUCAACCUAAACACCUGCAAGUGACUGACAACAGUAGCGGCAGCUGGAGAACAACUGAACUGUUUGACAAAAACAUUAUUAAUAUCAUAACUAUCAGUGUCCACUUUUCAUUAUUUCGACUAUAGUAAUAAAACAUUGUGAGGCAGUGUGGUUAGUUUACAUUUCAAAGUAUUUUCAUCAUAAAAACACAAACCAAACGAGUUAACAUUAUGAUUUCAAAUAAUUAUUAGAUAAUAGAAAAAAUAAAAAUAAUAAUAGAGUAAAAAUUGUUAUAUAGAUGGAGAUGAGCUAUGGGCAAAAUGGGUAGAAUAAUAUACACAUUGGCUAAUCUUUCAAGGGAAUGUUUUUUUUUUUAUAAUGGAGGAUCUACAUUUUAAAAUUUCUUUUUUUGGAUUUUUAUAUCUGGUGACCAUAAUUAUAAUAACAAUAAAAAAAAAUAUAUCAUUAUAAUAAUAGGCUUUGAUGCUAUUCUAACUGUAUAUCUCUAUACUUAUUUCAAAAUACAUCAUUCAAAUACUUUUGAUCAAUACUUCAUAAUAUUCAAAUUACCUAGUAUAAAUACUAAAAAAAAAUUGAACUUGAACUCCACACAGCAACAUUUAUUAAAUGUAAUAAUAGUUGUUGAUUAUAAAUUUAACCAAUGUAGUGUGCUUUACUUAACUUGUUAAUAACACCAAACUCCCUGCAUAUUUUAUUUUGUAGAACAUUAUUUUAGUUUCUAUACGUAUGUAUUUUUUAUAAUAUAAUAAUUCACUUGAGUAAAUAAGUUUUAUUGUACUUAUUUUAUUUAAAUACAAAAUUUAAUUUGUUUAGGCAAGUCAAUAUGUUAUUAUGCCAAAACAAAGCAAAUCCUAAUGUUCUUAUCAUAGAAGAAGGUAUGACAGCCUUUCAUUUAGCUGCGGGACAUGAAAAUUUGGCAUUUGGAAAAAUUGUAACAUCUUUAAUUUUACAUAAUGGUGGUGAUCCAAAUACACCUUGUGUGGGUAACCGCACUGUUUUACAUAUUGCAAUAGCAUGGAAUCGUUCAUCGGUUGUUGAAAUCUUGCUUAAAAAUCCAUAUAUUAUUCCAAAUCCAUUUAUGAAAGACGAAGAUGGCCUCAAUGCAUUCAAUUAUGCUAUGAAAUUUAAGGCUUGGGAAUCACUUGCAAUUCUCCAAAAUCAUAUGAAUCAUUCUAAACACAUGAGUAAAUACAAAUAUUUUGUAAAUAAAUGAUUCCAACAUAUUAUUCCUAUUAAAUAUACAAAUUCAAAAUUUUGAUAAUCAAAUUUCUAUUAAAUUAGAUUUUUAUUGUCCAACUUAAUUCAAGUAUUCAAGAUAUACUGAGUAAUCCAACCAGUAAAACAUUAAAUUAAUAUUAUUUUAUUACCUAUAUAACAGUGUAAAUCAUGUUAUUGUUAUUUAUUUAUUUAUUCACUGUUACUACAAUGAACAAUUUUUGUUUAAUUUGAAUAGAUAUAUUCAAAUUAUGAACCAAUAUGAUUGACACCACCAUCAAUGUAUUUUUUUUUCUUUAGAUGAUCAGUUGAGGGUUAAUAUUUAUUUAUAUUUAUAAUUGCAUAAUGAUUACAAUUAUUUAAUCAAUUCUAUUGUAAUAACAUAUUAUUUGAACUAUUAAAAUUGUUAUUUUAUAUUUUUUUUUUUAGUAGGUAAUUCGCACAACAAAGAAUACUGUAGAAUAGUACAUUCGAAAUCUAUGGAAAAAGAAAAUAGUUUGUCAAAAGAGGGCCCUGAAAAAUGCACUAGUGUUGACACAAUAUUUAAUAAAUCAGAUAAAUUACAUACAAGUAGUGGAUAUUUUAAUAGUGGUGAAAGUUAUGAUACUAACAGUGUCAGAUCAAUCAAAUAUGAUUCAGACUACCAAAAAAAUGAUAAUUAUAGUGAAUCUAUAUUAUCUGAUACAGCUAACUCAAUUAGCGAUAUUUUAAAUGCAAAUAUUUCACCAGACAUCCAUUGUGAAGACUUUCCAUCCAGAAUUUGUUUUGAUGGUUCUAUUAUAAGUUCCAUUACAGAUAUCAGAUCAGUAAAUAAUGAUGAUGAAGAUGAUUUAAAAAACAUUUUUAGCAAAACAGUGCUUUCUGAGACCUCAAAAUUAAAGGAAAUUGAAUUGUCUACUGAAAACAGUAUAUGUUCAAAUGACAAUGAAUGGAUGACAGAGAUUUCUGGCUUAUCUAGUCUUUUCAAUAGCGAAGAAUAUUUUACAUGUCCAGAUACCAAUACUGAAAAAAGCAUUAUUGAUAAUAUAUCAAAUAAAAAUGGUGUUAAAAAUAAUGAAAUGUAAGUUUUUAACACUCAAUUAUGUAAUUAAUUAUCUUAAAAUUAUUAUUUAAAUAAAAAUGUCAAAUAAUACUGCUAAUAUUUAGGUAAUGUAAGCAAAUUUAUUAUAAACAACAUUUUUUUUUCAGUAUACCCUUUAACAAAAUAUUUGACAUUAAUCAUUUAGAAGUUUCAAAUUAUCAAAGUAGUUCUUCAGGUAUUGUUUUUUUUGUUUUAAAUAUAAUUUAAUAAAUUACUUCUUUGAUAUUUUAGAUAAAUUUGUUUUUGGUUUUAUUUUUUUUUUUAGAUAGUGGUAGUUUAACUGACUUAACUGAUGACUAUGAUACAGAUUAUCUUCGCCAAAAUUUAAGAAGAUAUGGAUAUCAUCCUGGACCAUUAUUACCUAGUACAAAACAAGUCUAUGUGCGCAGACUUAAUAGAAUCUUAAAAACUCAGUCUGAAUUCCAACAUGAUAAACCUAUUAAUAAAUUAGAUGGUAUAUUUUAUUACAAUUCUGUAUCUUACAAUACAGUUCAUUAUUAUAAUUUUUUUAUUUUUGUUUUAACAGGUUUUUAUAGUCGCCAACUGACUCAAAUUUUGACUAUUGACGAAUCAGAUACAUGGAUAAAAACUAUUAAAAGUUGGAGCAUUCUAGAAAAAGAUAUAAUUUAUCACAAAAGUGGUCCAUCUUUCACAUAUCUUUUAUUAGAUCCUAGAAUCACCAGAAAUUUACCUGCCCGAGCUGAUCAAAUUAAUAAUCCAAUUGUAAUAUGGCGAGCAUUUAUUAGCUCUAUAUUUUAUGUUGGUAAAGGUACCAAUUUUCGACCUAAAGACCAUAUGAAUGAAGCAUUUAAAUCGUGGAUAGAAAAAGUUGAUAAAGGAAUAAGUCCCAAAGUAAACAUAUAUAUAUAUAUAUAUAUAUAUAUAUAAAUGUAUUUUUUGAUUAUAUAAAUAUUUUUAAUUAUAUUAUAUGUAUAUUUCUAGUCAGAAUACAUUUUAAGCCUUUGGAAAGAAAAUUUAGGAGUGGUGUGCGUUCAAGCAUUCCAUCAUCUAGUAUUAAAAGAAGCCCAUAUCCGUGAAGCUGCAAUGAUUGAUGCAUUAGGCUUGAACAAACUUACUAAUGAAAAGCGUGGCACAUAUUAUGAUAACACUACACAGUGGAGAAAUACCAAACGCUGUGAAUUAGGUUGCUAUUUACUUUACCGUGCCAUGCUUGUUUUUUUAGCAGAUGGUGAACGCCAACUUCAACCAAUAGAUUUGACAUAAGACUUUGACUAUAUUUAAGAUUUCCUUCAAUGUUGACUAUAUAUUAUAAUAUUAAGUAAAAUUUAAAUAAUGUUUAUAGUGUACUUUUAGAUUUUAUAAAUUUUACAGAAAGCCAGUUUUUAUAUUUUUAUUUUUAUAUAAAAACUAAAUAUUGAAUUGUUUACUCUUGUUUUUGAAAAAUAUUACAAUUUUAUUAAUUUAAAAUAAACAACAUUGCACCCCCGAUAAAAGUGUUUUGUGUAUUAGAUUCUGAAUGUAGGGAAGAAUGUAUUGGUUUUACAAAGAUAUUUAUUUUUUUUUAUGUGAAAACUUUCUACCAGAAAGCUUACUCUGAUAUAUACAAUGUAAACCCAUUUCUGAAAAGAAAUAUUCUUGAUAUGGUACUUUAGGGAGGUUAUUUUUCGAUUUUCUCAAAAGUUUUCUUAUCAUAUGUGAAAAACUUGAAAAUGUACGAAUAUAUUAAUAAAAUAUGAUUUUUUUUUCUGUGGACAACUUUUCUACAAGAUUUAAACCCAAUUUACGAAGAUAGCUCUUUUUUUGAAAGAAAAUCUGAUUAGGAAGGUACUUUAAAGAGGUUAUUUUUUUCUAAGAAUUUUCCCAGUAAAUGUGAACAAUUAGGAAAAUUGAUACAAUGGAAACAAAUAUUAUUAAAGAAAAUAUAUACCAGCCUAUAUAAUUAUUUUAGCAUAAUAUAACGUAUAUUGUUGAUAAGGUACCAUUAUCAACGUAACAUCAUCCAGAAUUGUUUUUUCCUUAACAAUGGUUUGCUUACAGAUUUACAUUAAAUUUCCUUCUAUAUCCUAUCUUCCCAACUUCCCACCUACAACAGUGGCUGUACCCACAUAUGAAGUAUGUUCAUCUUUUUUUUCACUUUUGUUAAGAUCUUUUCAUUAUUUGUUUAUAUUGCAAUUAUUUAUACAUCUUAUAUUACUACUGACCAACUAAAUAUUAAUGAGCGAUUUACUUCCAUUGGAC
Messenger RNA from Cinara cedri, 5410 nucleotides. The record is from the annotation of a GenBank genome assembly. Lineage: Eukaryota; Metazoa; Arthropoda; Insecta; Hemiptera; Aphididae.